AUGCGAUACUCUGGAGCAGUAUUGGCGGGCCUUGCCGCCUUGGCACAGGGCCAGCAGCAGGCGCCAGGCGACGCCGCGAGCAGCUUUGACUGGGAUAAGCUGCCGCCCUCGACGGUGCUCUCGUACCGGCCCUGCUACGACGGCUUCGAGUGUGCGCGCCUGACGGUGCCCAUGGACUGGAAGGACGAGACCGACCCGCGUCUUGUCGUGCUGGCCGUGAUUCGGCUGCCGGCCGUCGUGCCCGUCUCGGACCCGGCUUUUGGCGGCACGAUCCUCACAAAUCCCGGCGGCCCGGGCGGCUCCGGCGUUGACAGCCUGCGCGGAGGCGGCGGGCGCAAGCUCCGCGACGCCCUCGACAAGCCCGGCGAGCGGCACUACGAGAUUUUGUCGUUUGACCCGCGCGGCGUCGGCCGCAGCUGGCCGCGCGCCAACUGCCUCCCGCACAACGACCUCGCACGCGACGCCUUUGCGUACGAGGAGCGCGGCGUCGGCAUUCUCGAUGGGUCCGAGCCGUCGGCCGUGCCCCGCAUACUCGGCAUGUACAAGAGCUUCCUGCAAAAGUGCGCCGCGGAAGAUGAGGCGGGCACGCCCGGCGCGGAGAUUAUGGGCUUCAUGAGUACGCCGAGUGUCGCGCGCGACAUGGUCCAGAUUGUGGACAAGAUUGACGAGCACCUCAAGGAGGAGAGGGUGGAACUAGACGAGGGCGUCGACGACAAUGACCGUGUCGAACUGCGAAAGAGAGGGCAUCACAAGAAGGACGUCCCACGUCUGCAGUACGUUGGCUAUUCGUAUGGUACCAUCCUGGGUAACUACUUUGCGUCGUUAUUUCCUGAGCGUGUUGGCCGCCUUAUUCUCGACGGCGUUGUUGAUGCCAAGGACUACUCGUCGGGACCUGGCUGGAUCACUAGCACGAUUGAUGCUGACAACAUCACCUCCCACUUUUACACUAGCUGCCAUGCUGCCGGCGCAUCUGUCUGCCCGCUCGUGCAGCCCAGCGACAAGUCGGGCGCCGACAUCCAGGCCCGGGUGGAAGACUACGUCGCCGCCCUCGCCGACGAGCCCGUGCCCAUCACGACGCCCGGCGGCGGCUUCUCCGCCCUGACCGCCGCCGACGUGCGCAUGGCCUCUGCCAUUACCAGCUACUCGCCCGGCACCUCCUUCAAACCGCUAGCCGCCUCCCUGGCCGACCUGCUCGCCGGCAACGCAACGUCGUUUGUGCAGCUCCUCGACAAGAUUGGCGCGUUCCCGCACCUCCGCGACGCGUGCGCCGUCGGGGACAGCAUCCGCGUGCCCGUCAUGCAGCUCGCCGUCAACGAGGCCAGCAUCGCCACGCGCUGCGCCGACGGCGAGGACGUGACGGGCAGGAACCUGACCUGGUGGCGCGACUUUGUCGCCAGCGAGAGCAGGACCUCCAAGACGUUUGGCAGCUUCUGGUCCAAGAUUCGCCUGCCGUGCGCCGGAUUUCGCUUCCCGCGCCAUUGGUCCUUCAACGGGCCCUUUACGACGCCGCGCUACGAGAGGACGUCGCGCGGACGGCCCGUAAAGGGCAAGCCCGCGGCGCCGCUGCUCUUCCUGUCCAGCCGCCUCGACCCCGUCACCCCGCUGCGGUCGGCGCGCAGAAUGGCCGCGCAGCAUCCGGGCGCUGCGGUGGUGGUGCAGGAGUCAAUGGGCCACUGCGCUCUUGGGUCCGCCAACAGCGAGUGCACCAGAGGCAUCGCGCGGGACUACAUGGACACGGGCAAGGUGCCGUCUCACGAGACGGUCUGCGAGUCGGACUUUGAUCCGUGGAACAAGGACGCCGAUGGCGGGGCGUCGAGCUUUGUUAUUGAUGCGCCGCGCUUUCCAUUUUAA
Molecule: messenger RNA, 1851 nt
Organism: Beauveria bassiana ARSEF 2860
Lineage: Eukaryota; Fungi; Ascomycota; Sordariomycetes; Hypocreales; Cordycipitaceae
Product: Peptidase S33, tripeptidyl-peptidase
Exons: 2
Coding region: 1-1851 (616 amino acids)
Source: RefSeq, a predicted model, not a curated record